AUGAAAUUUGUGUUAAAUGAUUUUUCAAAUCGAUCCUAUAAUUUUUUGAACAUGGUCAAAGUUCUUAGUAUACAUAUCGAAUGUCGAUUACUGCCGCAGCACCUUGGUGAUACGGCAAUAAUAGACGCGAACUUUGAGAGGGAGAUGCUAGCUGAUUCUUAUUAUUCACUUCGGGUAUUACCUAAAGGUGCAUUUUUUAAAUUGUUUACUAGUGCCGAAGAUUAUGUUAAAGAUUAUGAAAUGCGAUAUGGAUCAACUGAUAUUAAAACAGAUGACGAUGAUUGGCAAAACGAUGAAAUAAAUGAUUGGCAUCGACUUCGAGAAUGUUUUGAUGGUAAAAAAACUGGUACUAUAGUUGUAUUGAAAAGUGUUCGAGACUUAUCAAUAAUAAGCGAAAUGAAAUAUAAUUCACGACGGUUUAAAGAGACACAUGUUUCACAAACAUCUACAAAAACUUUUGAAUCAGAAGAAUCCUUGUUUCCAAUUUUUGGUAUCACACAGGAUCCGAAAACUUUUGUAUAUUUUAUUGUAAUGCCUUAUGCUCGGAAAGGAAAUUUAAGAGAUAAUUUACAACAAAUUUCCAAAUUAAAUUGGAAAGCUAGAUUAGAAUAUUUACUAACGAUUAUUAACGGAAUUAUUAGAAUUCAUCGUUCUGAUUUAUUUCACGGCAAUCUACAUAGUGGAAAUAUACUUUUUUAUGAUGAUAACAAAUUAUUAAUUAGUGAUCUUGGAUUAUCACAAGUAGAAAUGAAUAUCAUUGCUUGGCUAUAUUAUUAUUAUUUUUAUGAUGAAAUUAAAAGUAUCAAUGAAGGAGAAUUUCUGAAGGCAAUCUUACAAUUUCUGAAUGCAGACGAACUCUUAAAAUAUAAGACAGAAACCAUGUCAAUUUCGAUUCACCAUCCUGAAGCAUAUCAUACAAGUCGGCUUAUUAGUUUUUCUGGAUUGAAUGACAUUUUUGAUGCAGAAUAUGGUUUUUGUCCAGAUUGUAAUCAACGAAAUACGUUUGAUAAUUGGUGCGAACCUUGCAAUGCUGAUCGAUUUCGUCAAAAUUUUUCAAAAUGGACAAGCGGCAAUAAUUAUAUUGAUAAAUUUCUUCAUGACUCACAACUUACUUUUAAUUGGGAGGAGAGACAUGAACCAUCGGUAUACGAUGAUGAUGGUUCGUGUAAAGGUCGUAUCGUUGCAAUGAAACGCCUUUAUAAUUCUUCAACUAUUGAUAACGAAUUCUUAAAAGAGGCUGAAAGUACGGUUAUUCGACAAAGCUUCGAAAUUUUUACUUUAUCAAAAGCCGAAAAGUUGACUUUGUCUAAAAAUUGA
Dentiscutata heterogama is the source of this 1317-nucleotide messenger RNA. The record is from the annotation of a GenBank genome assembly. Lineage: Eukaryota; Fungi; Glomeromycota; Glomeromycetes; Diversisporales; Gigasporaceae.